AACGGUACUAGACGGUCGGUUAACAAAACUAAAGUAAAAUAAAAAUAAAUUAAAAAAAAUAAUAAAAUGUGAAGAAUAACUGAGAAUAAUAUGAAUAAAUAUAAAAUUCUUCUAAAGAUUUAAUUGGUAUAUAUAUUUAAAAAAAAUUAACCUAAAUAAUAAGACUUAUAAACCAAAGAAUACUAUACGAAUGCAAAUUUAAUAAUUUGAGUUAAAUAUUGAUUUUUUCCAAAUUGCAUUUAAUCCCAGUGGAGUCAUAAUAAAACGAAGCCAACAGCUGUUGCUAAAAAAAAACUAUAUACACUCACGUAAACAUACAUAUGUAAACACUUGUAUAUAAAUAACGGUAAAAUACAACGGGAAUUUGACCUAUAAAAUAAACGAACGAUGGAAAAAACCGAACAAGAAGAAACAUCAGACAUCUUUGAGGAAUGCAAUAAUAUGGAAACAAUUAAAGACGAGAAUGAAGAAUCCCUUCAUGAUCUUAAUUUCCAGGCCCUAAGUGCCACAACUGAUGAAGAAUUGCAAGAUUUUAACAAUUACCAAUCGAAAACCAAUAACAAUCAUCAUGUUGUACCCGUAGGGGUAAUAAUUUGUUUAAUGACCCUCUAUUUGGGUUUGACGAGUGUACAAAAAUGUCUAGUAAGUUGUGUGGAAAAUACCCUCAUGACAGAACAAGAACAGCAGCAGAAAGAAGACAUUUUAAGUUAUUUACAAAAAGCGGAAAAUCUUGAUAAUUCACAAAUUCUCGAAAGACUUUUGGAAUACAAAGAUAUAUGCAAAGAUUUGGAAGUAUUUACCAAGGAUAUUAAGCCUAAUGAAGAGGAGAAAUAUGAGGAAGAUGACGUAGAUGAAAAUCAUUAUAAUGAAGAUGAUACAAAUGAAGUUCUCAAGGUUAUAGAGGUCAGCGGUGUUGGUGAUGUUGAUGGUAGUGAGGAGGAAGAUGCAGACGAAGGCAGUAAUGAAAGUAGUAGUGGGGCCAGUGGUAGUGGAGACUGUGUUAAAGCCUCACGUCGUAAACUUAAAAAAUCAAAAUAUUCUAUUAAGACUACAAAUUCUAAAAAUGGUUUCAAUAAAUACAAUAAAUCGACCAAAGCCAAAUAUCAAAAAAAUCACAAAAAGGAAUUGAAUCUCAAUAAAAAGAACUCUACAGCAGAACCAAUUAUUUAUCUAUUUGCUCUAGUUUUUAUCUAUUUACUUCUAAAGGCUGCCUCGGAUAUUAAUCAGCAUUAUAAAUCGCAAAAUAAAAGCGAUAAACGUUUAAGACGUUGCUCUUUACAAUCCUAUGCCCAAACCCAUCGACCGGAUCGUCGAGCCUCAAAAGCAACAACAGAAUUGGCUUUAAAACAAAAACAACAGCUACAACUACAACGUUUAAAAACAUUAUCCCGCUCCUCCAGUCAAGAACAACAAAAUUAUCAUUAUACUCAUCAUCAUCAACAGCAACAACAUUUAAUGGAUGCAUCACCACAAAAAACUGAACAACAAGUUAUUCAAAGCACUGGCUCACCCGUACGCUCUAAAGUUUACUAUUCAAACAAUUGGCAAUUAUUAAGACAGCAUACCACCACACAAUCUGUGGAUAAUUCCGAUCUAUUGAUUGGAGCUCGUGGUAAUGCAGAAAUACAUGCUACAAUGAUGGCCAGACGUUGUUCAGUGCCAGCUGCCCUUAACUAUCAAAGGCAAAAGUUAUCCACCAAUGUUUCACCACUAAGUAUUGUUAAUGAUCAUGUUAAUGUAUCCCUAAGUAGACGUACCUCUAUAACAUCAUCCUUACCUUUAGCUACAAUGGAUCCCAUAGAUAGUUUGGCACCAGAAACCAAGCGUAGAGUACGUAUGAUAAAUAGACAUUAGGUGGGGUUGUGUGUGGAGAAGGAAUAUAAAACAUUGAUGUUUAUUUAAUAAAAUAUUGAAUAGAUAUUAAGAAAUCAUUAAAAUUACUCACCUAAGAUAAACUAGAAGAUGUUAAAUGUUAGCUGAACAAAACUAUUACACAUUUUUUUAUGCCACGCAGGGCUUUAUAUGAAUUACACUAAAAAGAUUUGGGACUAAACAAAACUUAAAACACUUUUAUUUAACUAAUGCCCCUUUAACACUUAUUUAACACUUCACUUUUAUUAACACAAACACUUUAAUAAUAAAUUUUCUUUUUAUUACA
Molecule: messenger RNA, 2158 nt
Organism: Lucilia cuprina (Australian sheep blowfly)
Lineage: Eukaryota; Metazoa; Arthropoda; Insecta; Diptera; Calliphoridae
Exons: 4
Coding region: 388-1854 (488 amino acids)
Source: RefSeq, a predicted model, not a curated record